CCCGCACGACGAUCCGCCAUCCACUUCUGUGUUUAUUUUCGCUUUCGUUGUGUAGAACCUCUGGGUGUUGUAGACUGUGUGGGACUGUCGUGAUGAUGGCCAUCGGCUAGAAUGCGAGGUGCGUUGCUGACGCCCUCCAGCCAACACUGCGGCCUUAGACAAUUCCAACACACACGGCCGAGCGCCAUAGAGUCGCGCUCGCCAAGCGCCUUCACACCCAACUCCUCCAGCAUGCUACUGCUGCAGACACACAGCAACUACGGUUCGUCCUUCACUGAUCUACUGUCGCCGCAAUAUCAAGAAGACUCGACUGAAAUCUUAGAAGAAAAUCUAGAUCCAUUCCCGGACGUCGAAUUUCACGCCCCGGUCCCGCCUGAAGUUAAAUCUCAUCGUGCUACGCCCAUUAGUGAGGCUUCGUCGCCGACUCUAGGCCCAGCGUUACCUAGUUUUGAAGAAACCUAUUCGGUCCGUUAUCCUAAACAAGAAAUGGCGGAAUUUGGAAUCAAAAUGGACGAGGACUGUUAUAACGUGAGCGCAUAUCAAGGACAUACGUCCACUCAACUUCUGUAUCAAUAUCAUCAACCGUCUAUCCCAUACGUACCGUCAACAUACUACGCUCCUGCGCAACAGUGCAGUCCUACAUUUGAUACCGGCGGUGUUACGCCUAAUCAAGACUCGUACUCAUUACCUCCCUUCCCAAGUUCAGUGGACCUACACAUAUCUACGGACCAAAGCUCAAGGCAACGUCGAGCUUCCUUGCCGGUGCAGCGGUCUGAGUCUACCAGCUCUAAUGACAGCCCCAAGGUUCCUGGUGGCCGAAUUCACUGUAUGCAAGCGUCUGCACCUAGCUCGGCGUCCAGUUCUCCUGGAGUGGCGCCGGACGGUGCUGGCCCCCGCGUCGCUCCGUCAUCGCCAAGCCAGCUGUGCGCUGUUUGCGGAGAUACCGCCGCUUGCCAACACUACGGAGUUAGGACUUGCGAAGGUUGCAAAGGAUUUUUUAAGAGAACUGUACAGAAGGGUUCUAAAUACGUGUGCUUAGCCGAAAAGUCAUGUCCUGUAGACAAGAGAAGACGAAAUAGAUGUCAGUUCUGUCGGUUCCAGAAAUGUCUUAAUGUGGGCAUGGUCAAAGAAGUCGUACGAACUGAUUCUUUGAAGGGCAGACGUGGUAGACUGCCGUCAAAACCGAAAUGUCCACAGGAGUCACCUCCGAGUCCUCCUAUUUCAUUGAUCACAGCGCUUGUGAGAGCGCAUGUCGAUACUUCUCCGGACUUUGCCAAUCUCGACUACUCCCAAUAUCGGGAACCAAAUCCCAUGGAGCCACCAAUGUCGGACUUAGAAGUGAUUCAACAAUUUUACACUCUUUUGACAACAUCGAUUGAUAUGAUCAAAGUGUUUGCCGACAAAGUACCAGGUUACGGCGAUCUGUGCCCGGAAGAUCGAGAACAGCUGUUUGCAUCAGCUCGUCUUGAACUAUUCGUUCUACGGCUUGCAUACCGCACACGUCCAGAAGACACCAAGUUAACUUUCUGCAAUGGCGUCGUACUCGACAAGCGGCAGUGCCAGCGUUCCUUUGGAGACUGGCUCCAUGCUGUACUGGAUUUCAGCAACACGCUGCACUCCAUGGACAUCGACAUAUCGACGUUUGCCUGUCUUUGCGCAUUAACUUUGAUAACAGAUCGACACGGUCUCAAGGAACCUCACCGUGUGGAGCAGUUACAAAUGAAGAUAAUCGGGUGCCUGCGCGCUCACAUGCCGGGCGGAGGCGGCGCGGGCGGCGGCGGCGGCGCGCCACAUUUCAGCCGCGUGCUGGGCGCGCUGCCCGAGCUGCGCUCGCUGUCGGUGCAGGGCCUGCAGCGCAUCUUCUACCUGAAGCUGGAGGACCUGGUGCCGGCGCCGCCGCUCAUCGAGAACAUGUUCCGCUCCAGCCUGCCCUUCUGAACGCCCCGCGCCCCACCCCCGAGGACCACUCCCGCCUUCGAAACUUGUUCUUCUUCUGUUUUAGAGCCGACUCCGUUAUUUUUUUAAGUGUUUAGAUUAUAAAAAUAUUUUUCUAGAGUUUAGAUGGACGUUAGUUAGGACGCGAUCUCCCACGGAAUCGGUUCGUGCUACUCGUAUGAAUUUAAUAUUAAGUAUCUACUUAAUAGAGACAAUCUUACCAUGUAAGUCCUAAGUUAAGAUUAAUUUAUUGAAACGUUUAGGAAUUUGUCUUUUGGGUGUGAUUUCGUUUAUUCUUACAAUGUUGUGUAUUUAGUAGUCUGCAUUUGAGUUACCGCUCGUGAUCGAUGGCAUCUUGUCGUACAAAUAUUCCUAUGUUAUUUACUUACGUAUUACUUUAGAUAGGGAAAAUCUAGUCACAAGACUUAGAAAUGUUAUAAAAAUUUGCUCGUAAAUAUCGGGCUUUUUAUUAUAAUUAAUAUAAGUAAAGUUACUUUAAGAACGAUAAGGCAUUUAAUGUCCUUUUGUACGAAUGUGAACGGCGGGCGCCGGCAGCUCGCGCCAGCAAGCCUACCCGCGCUGCGCCGCGCGCCCCCGAGUGACGCCGGAGAGCGAUGUUAGUGUGACAACGACACGAUUGUUGGAAGUUACCUUUUAGUUUUAAAUUAUUUUGUAAUAUUUUUAGACGCUAGGACACUAAUGUAAUUUGUUAUCAUAAUUAUACCUAAGGCCUGAGAAAAAGUUCAGCAUGUUCGACGUCCCCAAUGUAAAUCCUUAAAAUACAACGUGUCUUAAAGAGUACCUUUAUAGGUAGAUAGCGUAGAUUUUUCUUAUGUGGACCUUUUAUAUGCUUACUGAAAUACAUAUUAUAUAUGUAUUUAGUAAAUAUUUAAACAUAUCACGACAUUGUUUUUAAAAAUUGUGAUUGCACUUUGUACCUAUUAAUUGAUAUCCUUUGCAUCUCAUUAAGCUAGGCCAAUAUAUAAACAAAUUUACAUUAAAUUAAAUUGCUAUUAAAGUCGCUGUCUAUUUUUGCUCGUAAGUAUAAAUGAAUAGAAACACUACUGAUAUGAUCAGGUUAGAUGUCUGUAUUUUUAUGUACCGCAUUUUGAGUAAACGAAGAAUGGACUAUUUAAACAUUUCACUGGACCAAAUAGGUGAUAACUCACGUCCUGGUGUGGUCUAUCCGGAAAGAGCUAUGCUAAGAUCCUUUAAAUCAUUAUCUAUAGAUCGCCGUUUGGCGGAUAUUUUUUACAUAAUCUGACGGUGUGGAUCAAUGUCUGUGUAGCUGAAUGUUGCCUUGUAUCUCCCAAAAGACUAGAUACCUGCAGCAGCACUGUAGGUAUAGAAUUUUUACGGAAUGUUUGCACGUACCUAUUGUACCACUGGGUGCUCUGUCCAACCUUUAACUACAUUUAUAACUUAAGUAGGUACAUAGAUAGGUAGGUCAAGGAAUUUAAGAUUCAUAUCUGUCAUAACUAUUGAGUAGGUGAGUGAAUAGAUGUUCCUUAAAGUAACAUUUAUUCCGAUAAAUAUAAAAUGAGAGUGAUUGUUGAAAUUGAUGUCCUUUAACAUAGAGUUCGUGAUAAACGUUGUCUAUUACAUCGUAGAGUUAAGAAAUUCAAGACGCAUGGAAAUUAAUAAUUUUAUACAAAGAAUUUGGUAGUAACCUUAAUUAAUAAUAAUGCUGAACUUUUUACUCGAACGCCACAACUCCCUUCUAAUAUUAUUAAUUUUAUAGAUUUAUAAUUGUAGUCAAGAAAAUUAUUUGUCGUUAAUUUUUCAAUUGUGACGAAUUUGAUAACGAUUGAACCUAAAUAUUGUACCUAUGUAAUACUUCGGUUGUGCUUGAAAUACUGUUACCCUAUACCUAAACCGAAAUAAUUUAUGUUUUUUUACAAAACGAGACUACUUAUCCAUUAAUACUGCAAUUGACAUUCCUACAUUACAAGCCUGCUAAGCCUACUCUUGUUCAUUCAAUGUUAAAAUAAGCCAUAACCCAUAAGUUAGGGACCGUCGCAUGUAAGCGCUUCUAAGAACAUACAUAGAUUUAAUAAAACCAACCUGAACUGCAUUAGUACCAGUUAGCCAUUUAAUAUUUAUACCCAUGCAAGCCUUGUCAUAAGUCAUUUAUAUAAUAUGGACGUUAUCUAGAGUUGCUGUCUGCGAUAUACGCACACCAAGGGUUUCCUAUAUAUAGAUAGAUACCUACAUAUACAAACUCAGUUGACAUCAUUAAAACAAUAAAGCAUUAAAUAAUAAAUACGAUACUUAUUGUAGAGCUUACAAGAGACGCUACCCUACGUACUUAGUACCUUACUAUUAAUAAAUACAUGUUUAUGCAGGCAAUCAAAUAAUGUCAUCAUAAUAUAAAUUUCCCUCCAUAGGUGUGUACCUGUAUACCUUUCGCCUAAGUGACAUGUUAAGUACCUAAUUAUUAUCUUUUCUUCUAAGGUUUGUAAUGAACUGCAUUUCUUAAAUCUCAACAUAGUUACAUAAUGUGCUUUUGUUAUGAUAUGUUAUACAUUUUCUUUGUAAAUACUUCGUCAAAAUAAUAUCGAUGCGAAUGCGUCAAUGGAAA
Molecule: messenger RNA, 4516 nt
Organism: Helicoverpa zea (corn earworm)
Lineage: Eukaryota; Metazoa; Arthropoda; Insecta; Lepidoptera; Noctuidae
Gene: Hr38
Product: probable nuclear hormone receptor HR38
Exons: 4
Coding region: 112-1938 (608 amino acids)
Biological process (GO): regulation of transcription by RNA polymerase II; cellular response to corticotropin-releasing hormone stimulus
Cellular component (GO): transcription regulator complex; nucleus
Molecular function (GO): nuclear receptor activity; RNA polymerase II cis-regulatory region sequence-specific DNA binding; zinc ion binding
Source: RefSeq, a predicted model, not a curated record